CUGAGAAGAGAGUGAUGCCUAGCUAGCCACGUAGAUCGAUAGGGUAGGGCUUUAAUGCCUUGCUAAGGAAUUUGUGGAAAUCAGAUGUGGUGUGUGAUUAGAAAACUGGUUUUGCUGCGUUAUCAAGUCUGGAUUGGAGAACCUGGUGGCCCAGAAGGCGGUUCUUUCAGUAACCCAGUAGAAGGUAAUAAGCACUACGUGAAAUUGGCGGCUGUGGGGAUGAAGGGCAGUCGGAGAAAACAGUGCCAAAUUGUGAUCUUGUGCUACCCGGAUGUGGUGACUCAUCAUGGAAUGAAAACUUGCUGAGCCUCUUCUUUAAACCUGCUCUACCUGCUAAUCUGCAGAGGGAUUGUGGGAGGCACUUCAGUGAAGAAAUGGACCAGUGUGUAUAAUCAUGGAGUCUCCGUGCUAACCAUCGCCACCUGCUCUCCCUAAUACGUGUGAGAGAGUGGGUGAGGGGAGAAGGCAAAGGUCAACAUGAAGCUGAAGCAGCGAGUCGUGCUGUUAGCAAUUCUCCUUGUCAUCUUUAUCUUCACCAAAGUUUUCCUGAUUGACAACUUAGAUUCAUCUGCUGCCAACCGGGAGGACCAGAGAGCUUUUCACCGGAUGGUGGCUGGCUUGGAGGUGGAGCUGGCACCCAAGCUGGACCACACCUUGCAGUCUCCCUGGGAGAUUGCAGCCCAGUGGGUGGUUCCCCGGGAAGUGUACCCUGAAGAGACGCCAGAGCUGGGGGCAAUCAUGCAUGCCAUGGCCACCAAGAAAAUCAUUAAAGCUGAUGUGGGUUACAAAGGGACACAACUGAAAGCCUUACUGAUACUUGAAGGAGGGCAGAAAGUUGUCUUCAAACCUAAGAGGUAUAACCGAGACUACGUGGUAGAAGGGGAACCCUACGCUGGUUAUGACAGACACAAUGCAGAGGUGGCAGCCUUUCACUUGGACAGGAUUCUGGGUUUCCGCCGAGCCCCCUUGGUGGUUGGCAGAUUUGUUAAUCUUCGGACAGAGAUCAAGCCUGUUGCCACGGAGCAGCUCUUGAGCACCUUCCUAACUGUAGGAAAUAAUACUUGUUUCUAUGGGAAGUGUUAUUACUGCCGAGAGACUGAGCCAGCUUGUGCUGACGGAGACACCAUGGAGGGAUCUGUCACACUUUGGCUUCCAGAUGUGUGGCCUUUGCAGAAACACCGACACCCCUGGGGCAGGACUUACCGAGAGGGCAAACUGGCCAGGUGGGAGUACGAUGAGAGCUACUGCGACGCUGUGAAGAAAACAUCCCCGUAUGACUCUGGCCCGCGUCUCCUGGACAUCAUUGACACGGCUGUCUUUGAUUACCUGAUCGGCAAUGCUGACCGCCAUCACUAUGAGAGUUUCCAAGACGACGAGGGUGCCAGUAUGCUUAUCCUUCUCGAUAAUGCCAAAAGGCCUGCACUGUGCUUCGGGCUGCCAGACCCUUCAGCUAUUACAACGAACUUCCAGGAAAAGAGAAGCUUUGGGAACCCCUCGCUGGACGAGAGAAGCAUUCUUGCCCCUCUCUAUCAGUGUUGCAUCAUUCGGGUUUCUACCUGGAACAGACUGAACUACCUAAAGAAUGGUGUGCUGAAGUCUGCCUUAAAAUCUGCCAUGGCCCAUGAUCCCAUCUCCCCAGUGCUGUCCAGCCCUCAUCUGGACGCUGUGGACCAGCGGCUCCUGAGUGUCCUGGCCACCGUAAAGCAGUGCACGGACCAGUUUGGGAUGGACACUGUGCUGGUGGAAGACAGGAUGCCUCUCUCCCACUUGUAAUUUGCAGCACAGAAUAACUGAGACUUGUUUUUACGAAGAUAGAGAAACAGCACAAUCAAUUCCAAAUGGUAUGAGAUGGAUUGGAAAUGGCCAGCAGCAAGUUCUGGUGAUAGGGGACAGGGUCGCCUCGGAUUUCUUUGGUGUUUUCCGUCGUAGAAACUGAAGCACGAACUGUUAGUUUCAGACCACGGAAUGUUCCCACUGAGCCACCUGACGUUCUCGGCCCUUGCCCAUUCUAGCAGUGGCAUCGCAGUUGGUCAGUCUUAAUUCUCAUGCCAAAGGACAGCAGGUGUGACGUUUGGAGAGGUUAAUGCUGGGGCUGGUUCCGGAGGGGUAUUUGGAGCUCACCCGUAUAGUCCUUUCACCACACCUGUGGAUCUUCUGAGGACACUUUGCAAUCUCUUGAGUCCUUUUUUUACCAGGACUGUCAAAUUGGGAAUUUCACUGCCUCCUGAGGAGUGGCAGCAAGUAAAAGCUGGCAUUCUGUGGAGCCAAAGGAGCAGGCUUGUUGGAGGGGGUAUGUUUUAGAGGGAAGACCAAAAGCAGGAGAGAUGUUUGGGCUUUUCAGCAGUUGGCAGUAGUGCUUUAAUGCUUCUUAGAGGAGGAAGAAGGGAGAGGAGGUGAUCAGAAUUGGGGAAGUGACUGAAUUAGUUAAAGCAGGUUCCCCUGGAUUUUACUGAAGCUCUUAAGGUGUGUAAAAGCUAACGUGACUUGUCCCUAAGUGAAGUUGGCAUUAUCACAGUUGUGUUUAAAUUAACCAAAAAUUGUCUCUGGAGAACUUACUGUCACAACACAAGCAUGAUUCUCUUAUGAGAUUUUAUUUUUUUAUUUUGUCCGAAGGAGACAAAUCCUUUCCAAAUUAACAAAGCAAACAAAUAACACAUUGAAUAAGGGUUAGGUUUCUUGUGACCUCUGCCACCUUGGUUUCUCUUCUGAGAUGAAUUUCCGCCUCGGCCUUCAAGGCCUUUGGAGCUGCUAUUCCCAAGAGAUUGGCAAUCAUGACUGUGCCUUUCUUGUGAGAAGAGCCAGCUCACUCCGACAGAUGAACAUGCACAUCUUGCUAGUGGCUGGACCUGUCUUGUGAUUUGAGCCAUGCGGGUGACUGGAAACAAAGAUGUAAGCCUUCUGAGCCUUAAAACUAAGGAGGUUGUGCCAGGAAGAGCCUUAAGAUUUUGAUUUAUGUCAAACCCUAAUUUCAUCAUUUAAUCUUGUUUGGAAUUUCAAACCGGUGUUCUUCCGUCUCUUGUUAGCAUUCUCAAAUUUCAGGUCACUAAAGCACAGGCAUAGUUCUGGGUUAGGCAGAGAGAUGGUGCCACGUAAGCAGUUGUAGUCAAAUAUUGGCCAGGGGGCAGCAGGCCUGGCGUGUCACUCUGUGUCACCUCAGUGCUGUGUGCUGUCCAUGUGUUGUCUGGGUGCUGUUCCAGUUCUGUGCUUCUGUCAAGCAGAAACUAACAUUUAACAGUGUGGUUGAACAAAUUUAAUGCUGGCCAUUGGAGACCAGUUUUAAACAACCACCCUUUCAAAAGCAGUUCAGAAUUUAUGCCUCAACAUCCUCUCAUUGAAAGAUAACCGAGUAUCCUGUGACUACUUUAGAAGAGCAUGAAAUUAGGAUACUUUUGUACUUUGUAUGUACAUUUUGAGAUGUACACAAGAACGGGCUUAGUUAUUUAAAAAGGUAUUGAAUUUAAGAAGGCAGAAACACUAGUGUUAACAAAAGGCGGCAUUGGUUCCAGUCGUAUGCCCGUUGCCUGUGUGAUGCCCAGAGAUUCACAGUUGAGCUGGAGGGUACCUUGGAGAGAGUUGACCCCGCACGGUCCGCGGGCCAGCUGGCGGGAGGCAAGGAAGGAUGUGAGCCGAGCUAAUGGAUGGAUUAGCGGUCUCUCAACAUGUCUCGUAGUAUGUGCUGCAGUGGAAGGCAGAAGAGCUGCUCUCACACCGGGAGCUUGAUUCACAUUGUUGUAGGCAGAAGACUCUGCUAAGGAAAAGAGCAGGAGAGAAGGUGGCUUUGAAACUGCCUCAUCCCUUCUUAAAAUACUGCUGAAAAUGAAGACUUUCCUUCUCUUUCCUUUUGUUUGGAAAUUCAUGCUCUUAUAAGGUGUUCAGGUCUGUAGUGGUUGAAGUUAGCAUCGUGCUGAUUAAAUGACACUGAGAAUAUAAAUUAUGUUUGAAGUCAGGAUUGGAUUAAGCAACAAAAGUCUGUUUGGGUGAAUCUUAGAGAUAAUUGACCAUAAACAUAUAGCCCUGAAAUUCACAAACACUAAGUUUUGUUUGAAAAAACAGGUAAAUAUCUUUUCAAAAGUUUUCUAACACUGUUUCCUGGAGGCUUAUUGAUUAGAGUCCAGCACUGUUACAGUCAGACAAUUCUUUGAAGAGUUUUUGACCAGCCCGAAUUAGGGUGUGUCUAGCUGACUUCUAAAGGGAGACAUGGAUGCGUUUUAAUAUUACAAAGCUGGGAAAGUGAGAACUUACUGCUAUUUCCUUUUCUCUUUCUACUUAAACUUGUUUAUUCCAGAGUUUGAGUGGAGAAAUGUGAGGAGAGAGGUUUCAUUCUAAAACUGGUCUUAUUAAUAUGAGUCUAUAUUGUGGGUUUGGCCAUAAAUAAUUUUCUGUGCAAAACAAAUUACAGAACAGGAUCUGAUUUGCUCAGAGUAUUUGUUCAAUAAUAUAUUACUAAGGCAUUUGCACUCAGGAUUAAUGUGUCAAAUGAAACUGAAGAAGGAAAUGGGAGAAUUUGGGUCCAUCCCCUACAUAUUUUGGGAAAGAUGAAUCCUAUACAUGACAUUUUUUUUCCAGUGUUCUUCCAAAGAAAUCCAUCUUUUCUCAAAACAAAACAAAAGGCUUUUGGCCUCCCCUUCCCAUCCACCAAAUUCCUUCAACCUCCCUUCUCGAUGGUCCCUGUAUUCUUGUUUGACCAGUAAGUGACCACACCUCAGUGAUGGUGACACAGCAUCUGUCAGUGAGCUGUCUUCUAAGUCAUCCUGGGAGCUUGAGCUUCAGGAAACAUGAGUUAAAGGUAUAUGUAUGUAUAUAGUCAUAUAUGUAUUCUAGCAAGAAAAAAUGUAUUUAUUUUGACACAGGGAAACACUGAUUUAUGUUGCUGAAGAACUUGAAGCUAGUAAAAGGUUCUCUUCUCAGUCUCUGAGCGUGGACCCUACGUGCAUAAAGAUCCUUCAUUCAGCAAACACCUGCUGAACAGCUCUGGUGAGCCAGCCCCUCUCGGCACACGGAUGAGCCAGACAGACCUGACUUCACAAAACCUCUUGUACAGGGAAAGCCAGUUUUUCUCCUCCCGAUUCCUCAAGUCUGGGUUGAAAGGUAGGGGCUGGGGCCUAUACUGCCACAGGAUUUUAAGGAACUAAGGUGUUACAAAUACAGAAUGUUUGGGGGAACUGGGAAUAUCUUACUGAGAAGCUAAUUUAUUUGCUUAAACGAGAAGUGUAAGAACCAAGGAUUCUUACACUGUUUUGAUCUGCCAAGGAUUUCCUCUCAGAGCCGUUGCACAAAUAGAGGUUGUGCUUGGUAAGUCACCAAACAAGACAGAUGUGCACCUAAAUUUCUAAUGUGUUCUAUGGGUUUCAAUUCCAAAAAAGAAAACAAAUAAAGAUUUUAAUAAGAACUGA
This is a messenger RNA of Miniopterus natalensis, 5393 nucleotides long. It is a transcript of the gene FAM20B, whose product is annotated as FAM20B glycosaminoglycan xylosylkinase. Gene Ontology annotation, biological process: proteoglycan biosynthetic process. Lineage: Eukaryota; Metazoa; Chordata; Mammalia; Chiroptera; Miniopteridae. Gene Ontology annotation, cellular component: Golgi apparatus. Gene Ontology annotation, molecular function: phosphotransferase activity, alcohol group as acceptor. The record is from RefSeq and is a predicted model, not a curated record.